GAAUGAAUUGUUAUGUCUCAUUAAUAAUAAUUAUUCCUUAGAUUUACUUUCAGGUAGAAUUAUGGCUAGUGCUUUCCUUGCUAGCUAUUUAGAGAGCAUUGAAUCAGUGCCUGGGGAAUUGCAACGAAACUUUAAUAUGAUGCAUGAUCUUGAUAAAAGAGUUCAGGACCUUAUGAAAGAAAUAGAAACAAUAUACAGUCAGUAUAUUGAAAAGGCAGGUGAGCUGGAAAACUCAGAGAAAGCAAAAUAUCUUUCAGACAUUCGUCAGAAGUUCGAUAAAUCAAACACAUUCAGUGAUGACAAAGUUCAACUUGCAAUGCAAACUUAUGAAAUGGUAGACAAACAUAUCAGAAGAUUAGAUACUGAUCUGCAGAGACUGGAAGCAAAACAGCGAAAUCAAGACAAAAAAUCAGACUCUCGAAUGUUUGUGGACAAAACGUCAGACAAAAAGAAAAAGAAGAAAGGAUCACAACCUCAAACCCCAGAACCCACUACCUCGUUACCAUUUUCACUCAUCAGUGGGCAGGGUGAAGGUCUUGACAUGCCAGUUGAUCCAAAUGAACCUACUUACUGCUUGUGCCAUCAAGUUUCCUAUGGUGAAAUGAUAGGGUGUGAUAAUGGGGAUUGUCCUGUGGAAUGGUUUCAUUUUGCUUGUGUUGGAUUAUCUGCUAAACCAAAAGGGAGUUGGUUUUGUCCCCUAUGCUCUAAGGAAAUGAACAAAUAACGAAUAAUUGAGGCUGGAUGUUGUAAAAUAAUGUGUGUUCCCAUCUUUCUAAAAGGUGUGAAUUGGUUGUGAGCACCUCAGCUGAUGUUGUACCCUCAGAUGUAAUUCAAGCACUUGAAACUUUUUAAUUUAAUGUUCAUUAGUUUUAAAUGUAUAAAUCAAAAAUACUAUUUGUUCAAUACUAAAAGAUUCCUAUGUAAUUGAUGGAAAUAGUUGUAUUUCUUUCACCUGGUGGUAAGAAUAAUUUAUAGAUUUUUACAGUUUUAGUACAUGCAUUAAUAAAAUGUAGAUUCAUCACAUAUUGGAGAUUUUCAGAAAACUGAUUACAUACCUGAAAGCAGAUGAAAUAACUUGAUCAUAUUAUGUUCAGUAAUUUCGAAUUUUUAGGAGUGAAAAAAGACCAAUUUUUCUAGGUUUUGCAAGUUUUUAGCAGAAAGUAAAUUCAUUGGAUUGUUACAAUGUGAAAACUAGACUGAUUUAUAUAAAUUAAGUUGGUAGAUCUUAUUUUUAUCUGUCAGGUUUUAAAAUUUUAAUGAAGGGUUUGAAAUUAGAAAAAUGUAUACUGUUCUGAUGCUUAGGUUUUGAUUAGAUUACUUAACUUUCAAUAAAAUUUCCAGUCUGCAAAUUGAUAUUUACAAGUAAAAUAUAAUCUGCCAUUCAAAAUGUGCCAUACGAAUUUAUUUCUAUAUAAUUGUACUAUAGUGUUGCGUUUUUAAUCCAGUAUAAGCUACAAGAUCACAAUAAUAUCGUGACCAUUAUUUAAGACAGAUCUUGCAAAAAUAUGGCUGAUAAGAAGUUUGUAAUUUUGAAUUGUUUCUUACUGUUGGUAGUAUAUUAUGAUAGACUUCCCCACUUGUA
This is a messenger RNA of Bolinopsis microptera, 1582 nucleotides long. Its product is annotated as inhibitor of growth protein 4-like. NCBI's taxonomy places the organism in Eukaryota, Metazoa, Ctenophora, Tentaculata, Lobata, Bolinopsidae. The record is from RefSeq and is a predicted model, not a curated record. Gene Ontology annotation, biological process: regulation of DNA-templated transcription.